Molecule: messenger RNA, 242 nt
Organism: Racocetra persica
Lineage: Eukaryota; Fungi; Glomeromycota; Glomeromycetes; Diversisporales; Gigasporaceae
Source: the annotation of a GenBank genome assembly
AAGAAGAAAAGAAUAACUUUAUUGUUGAUGACAAUGAAUAUGAUUGUUUAACAAAUUGGCAAAUUGAUAACAGAAAAGAAAAAGAAAUUAACGAUUAUUUAUUAAAUGAAGAAAAAGAAAAAGAUGAAUUCAUUAUUAAUAAUUAUAAUUAUUUUACUAAAGAAAUUGAUAAUUAUUCAACUAAUGAUUAUAAUUAUAAGGACAGCAAAAAAUUUAAUGAAAUUAGUUAUCUUGAUUUUUAA